AUGCCGAAGUCUUGGAAGGAUGGUCUUCGUGUUUGGAGAGGCGUGUGUAAGUACAAUUCGUACGAAGAGCUGAAGAUGAGCUCUGACACCAAGGUCCGUGAAAUCCAAGGCCAGGAGCGUUACAGCCUUGCGAAGGGUACACCUGAAAGCCAGGACACUAAGGACGACAGUUACGUGACGCAGCACGCCGAAUGGUUCAAGCCUAAGACUGCAGCGAGUGGAGGCAUUACCGUUGGUGGAAAGUCGCAAAUACCAAUUGAAGCAGUUGACAUGGUCCAGAUCCUGAUAUGUGACUCCAAGUGGACUGAGCGGACGCUAGUACUCCACAAUGGCCACCUUGCUCCCAAAUAG
This is a messenger RNA of Phytophthora nicotianae INRA-310, 351 nucleotides long. RefSeq lists its product as hypothetical. The transcript has 2 exons. The record is from RefSeq and is a predicted model, not a curated record. Lineage: Eukaryota; Oomycota; Peronosporomycetes; Peronosporales; Peronosporaceae. The coding region runs from base 1 to 351 and encodes 116 amino acids.